Danio rerio (zebrafish) is the source of this 1382-nucleotide messenger RNA. The record is from RefSeq and is a predicted model, not a curated record. Lineage: Eukaryota; Metazoa; Chordata; Actinopteri; Cypriniformes; Danionidae.
AUGCUUACGCAGAAGCGCAUCUUCCGGCGCGUUCGUCCUCGGGAUUGGUUUGUUAUCCCCAUCUCCAUUCUUCCUCACCACUGUUUAACACAUGCUGAUGAUCGGAGGAUUGUGCUGCUGGGAAAGACAGGUGUUGGGAAGAGUGCAUCAGCAAACACUAUACUGAGAAGAAAAUCUUUUAAAUCAGCUCUGACUUCACAAUCAGUGACCAAAGAGUGUCAGAAAGACACCACUGAAUUCAACACAAGACGCAUAACCGUGAUCGACACUCCAGGCCUGUUCGACACUGGAGUUGAUAAUGUUGAGACCAUGAAGGCGAUUGUGAAGUGUGUGUCAAUGGCAGCACCAGGACCACAUGUGUUUCUGCUGGUGAUUCAACUAGGGCGGUUCACCAAAGAGGAAAAAGAUGCAGUGAAGAUCAUCCAGGAGAGGUUUGGUGAUCAAUCCAGCAUGUACACCAUGGUGCUCUUCACCAGAGGAGAUGAACUGAAAGGAACCAGCAUUGAAGAUUUUAUUGAAGGAGACAGAAGCUUACAGAACCUCAUCCAUCAGUGUAAAAGCAGAUACCAUGUGUUCAGUAAUAAUGAGGUUAAAGAUCUGACGCAGGUUUCUGAACUGCUGGAGAAGAUUGACCGCAUGGUGGCAGUGAAUGGAGGAGGUUUCUACACCAAUGAGAUGUUUCAGCAGGUGGAGAAAAACAUCAGAGAAGAACAAGAGAGAAUCCUGAAAGAGAAAGAAGAGGAAAUCAAGAAAAGAGAAGAAGAGCUGAGAGACAAAUAUGAAGCAGAAAUAGAGCAAAUGAAGAAGGAAACUGAGAGAGAAAGAAAAAUUAUGCAGAAUGAACUGAGAAACAGUGAAGAGGAGUUUAAAAAGAAAGAGGAGGAGAUUAAGAAAGAAAAAGAUGAAAGACUACAAAAGGAGCUUCAGAGAAAUCUGGAGGAACAGCAGAAACAAUUUGAAGAAAAGAUAAGGAAGACAGAAAUGGCUUUGGAAGAACAACAACAGAACCUCAUAAAAUACCUGGAAGAAAAACACGAGAAAGAAAAGCAAAAUCUCAAGGAGAGAAUUCAGCGUGAAACUAGAGAGCAAGCAGAGCAGGAAUAUCGAGAAAAACUUGAGCAAGAAGUAGCUAAAGCUUUAAGAGAAGCUGAUGAACAGUUACCAAAGACUGCCAGACGAGCUUGUGAAUGGAGUCAGCGUGCAGGUUUUAUUGGGGCCGUUGCUGGAAGUGUUGUUGGUUUUCAUGAAGAUAUUGUAUCUUGGAUUAUCAGAUUUCAUCAAGCUCAAAAGCAGACAGAAGUGUGAAAUGUUGAGUACAAGCAAGUCAAGGGAGAGAUGUCCUCUUUUUGGACCCAAAAUUGUAAUGUAAUGUUAUGUGUAUU